AUGUUGGAAGCGGAGGUGCUUGAUGCUUACCGUUCUAUCUUCGCUCAGACAUUCUCGAGAAACGGUUCGACCCUCUAUAUCGGAGAUAAUCUUGGAAAGAUAACGACUUACAAUGUAACACGCUGGUCGAAAACGCAAGAAUUCCAGACUCAACUUCACAGCAUCCUUUUCAUUCUCGAAUACAAGGGAAUUUUGAUUGCCGGUGGCAUAGGAGGCCUAGUUACUCUCAUCCUCAGCGAAGAGGGAAGAAUUUCAAACGGCAAGCGCAUAACUAGCGAAUCGUACAACACAGCUCUGAUUUUGGAAGACCAGGACGUACUUAUAGGAGGUGGACCACGAGGAAUUUUGUACACAAUCGAUUUGAACGUUUUUCAUAUCAUCAAGGAAGAUAUUGACUCUCAUAAAGAUGCGAUUCAGUGCUCUUCAAUGUCGAUCGAUCGAGGGAUUUUCUGCACAGCGUCAGAAGACGGACUUGUCCACAUCUGGGAUAUCAAAAGCCAGGAAAUCACCAGAACGAUUCUGCCUUACGAGAACGAAGAGCUUAAUCGACCGGAAAGAGGUCGAUUUAUCAGCUGUUGCUCGAUGAUCGGCGACUGGCUGAUUUGUGGUGGAGGCCCAAGAGUGGGAUUAUGGCACGUGAGUUCCGGAGAAUUGGCCAAUAUUUUAGAUAUAGAAGAAGAUGUGCCGUUAAGUAUGCUCAGCUCACCCGAACGCAUUUUCGUCGGUGGGUCGCGAUCAGUUGUUUACCAGUUUCAGCGCAACGGAUCGAAAAUCUCGACGGUUGAAGCUACCUCGCAAUUUGUUUAUUCCAUUCAAAAAUCACUAAAGGGACACAUGCUUGUGUCGGGAAGCACGAGAACUGUGGAUAUUUACAAGAAUAACUACAAAGCACAAGAACUUUCUGUCUGA
Messenger RNA from Oikopleura dioica, 909 nucleotides. The record is from the annotation of a GenBank genome assembly. Lineage: Eukaryota; Metazoa; Chordata; Appendicularia; Copelata; Oikopleuridae.